GGGUCAAUAGGAACAAGCUAGGUUGUCACAUCCAGGGCAUAGAAAAAAGCGAAUAAGUAAACAGCAACUCCAUCUCGCUCUUGCCAAUCUCCUGUCUUUUUUUUUUCCACUUCCCUUACCCCAAGAUCCGAAUUCCCGACUUCAAAACUCACCAAGAUAAAACCCCCCCUCAUCAAUCUCGGAUUUGCAAAAUAAAUUAAAAACAAAUGUCAUUCAAACUCCACCCCUCAAUCGACAAUGGAAUAAAACAAGGCUCCGACUCCUUUUCCGGCGGAACACUCCACUGCCACUGCCAAACCUCCCCAAUAACCAUAACACUCUCCAGCAAUGUCCUUCACAACCACGCCUGCGGCUGUUCAAAGUGCUGGAAACCUUCCUCGGCAACCUUCUCCAUCGUCGGUGUCAUCCCCCGCUCUGCUCUAUCCAUAACUUCCGGAGCAUCAAAACUCUUCAUCGUGGAUGAAGCAGCGGUGAUUCAACGUCACGCUUGUAAAGAGUGUAAAGUGCACAUGUUUGGACGUAUUGAGCAGGAGCAUGCCUUUUUUGGUUUGGAUUUUGUGCAUGUCGAGUUGAGUGGGGAGAUCGGGUGGCAGGAGCCGCGGUUUGCGGCGUUUGUGAGUAGUACUAUUGAGCAAGGGCUUGUUGCUCCUGAGGAGGCGGAGGCGGUUAGGAAGCAGUUGAGGGGUUUGGGGUUGGAGUGUUAUGAUAGUUUGAGUCCGGGAUUGAUGGAUGUCAUUGCUGCGUUUGUGGCCAAGAAGAAUGGGACUUUGAGGGCUUCUAAGCUUUGAGGUGGUGGUGGUGGACCUUUUUUUUUCUUUUUUUCUCUUUUUGGAAAACUGGAUGAUUGAAAUUGAACUGUUGAAUGAUGGGAAAUUUGGGUCCUUGGUAUAGCGAGGAGGAUCUUGAGAUAAUGUCUGGCAUGAAGCAAAGACACUGAUCAAUGUACACAUCA
Molecule: messenger RNA, 952 nt
Organism: Aureobasidium subglaciale EXF-2481
Lineage: Eukaryota; Fungi; Ascomycota; Dothideomycetes; Dothideales; Saccotheciaceae
Exons: 1
Coding region: 207-788 (193 amino acids)
Biological process (GO): formaldehyde catabolic process
Molecular function (GO): S-(hydroxymethyl)glutathione synthase activity; zinc ion binding
Source: RefSeq, a predicted model, not a curated record